UCCUUUGUCGAAGUUUCCGCUCCCAGCGUGGAUCGUCCGUUUGGCUUGCAUCUCUGGCCCAUUUUCUCAGCUGCCUUCGAAGCUGUCGCUGGCUACCCAGCAGAAGAGUUUGACUUUGUGCACCACAAGACGUUUCUCGCCAACGGCUGGCACGCCAUCCUGAUCAUCAUUGUCUACUACAUCGUCAUCUUCGGUGGCCGUUGGUUGUUGGCUACGUUGAAGGUGCCUGCGCUCAAGUUGAACUUUUUGUUUCAGUUGCACAAUGUGUUUUUGACCGUGGCUUCGUUGGUGUUGUUGCUUUUGGCUGUUGAGCAGUUGGUCCCCAUCUUGUACUACCACGGCAUCUUCUACGCCAUCUGUGAUGUCCAGGCCUUUGCUCCUAAGUUGGUUACGUUGUACUACUUGAACUAUUUGACCAAAUACGUAGAGUUGAUCGACACUGUGUUCUUGGUGUUGAAGAAGAAAAAGUUGUUGUUCCUUCACACCUACCACCAUGGUGCUACCGCUUUGUUGUGCUACACCCAGUUGACAGGUUCCACCUCAGUGGAAUGGGUCCCUAUCACCUUGAACUUGGCUGUCCACGUCGUCAUGUACUGGUACUAUUUCCUUUCAGCCAGAGGCAUCAAGGUGUGGUGGAAGGAAUGGGUUACCAGAUUCCAGAUCAUCCAGUUCUUGAUCGACUUGGUGUUUGUGUACUUCGCCACAUACACCCACUACGCCUUUAGAUACUUCCCAUGGUUGCCCCACGUCGGCGACUGUUACGGCUCGGAACUCGCUGCUGCCUACGGCUACUUGAUCUUGACCUCCUAUUUGUUGCUCUUUAUUUCCUUCUACAUCAAGGUUUACAAGACCAAGGGAUCGAAAAAGAAGACUACACCAGCAUCCUCCGGCACUUCCUCCGGUGCCACAGCCUCUGGAGUCGCUACUGGUGAA
Molecule: messenger RNA, 933 nt
Organism: Scheffersomyces stipitis CBS 6054
Lineage: Eukaryota; Fungi; Ascomycota; Pichiomycetes; Serinales; Debaryomycetaceae
Gene: FEN12
Product: fatty acid elongase
Exons: 1
Biological process (GO): fatty acid elongation, monounsaturated fatty acid; sphingolipid biosynthetic process; fatty acid elongation, saturated fatty acid
Cellular component (GO): endoplasmic reticulum membrane
Molecular function (GO): fatty acid elongase activity
Source: RefSeq, a predicted model, not a curated record